Molecule: messenger RNA, 920 nt
Organism: Aspergillus candidus
Lineage: Eukaryota; Fungi; Ascomycota; Eurotiomycetes; Eurotiales; Aspergillaceae
Product: dolichyl-phosphate beta-D-mannosyltransferase
Exons: 2
Coding region: 107-841 (244 amino acids)
Biological process (GO): protein O-linked glycosylation via mannose; GPI anchor biosynthetic process
Cellular component (GO): endoplasmic reticulum membrane
Molecular function (GO): dolichyl-phosphate beta-D-mannosyltransferase activity
Source: RefSeq, a predicted model, not a curated record
CAUCCUCUUCCAUCUAUUUACCUAUCCAUUGCAAUCACGCUCUUCUCCUGGGGCAAUUGACUCUUCUCUCUCUAUAGACUCAAUUGAGCAAUCAGACACUCUCAGCAUGGCCCCCCACAACCGCUACUCGGUCAUCCUGCCCACCUACAAUGAGCGCCAGAACCUCCCUGUUAUGUGCUGGCUGUUGGAGCGCACCUUUCGCGAGAACAACCUAGACUGGGAAAUCGUGAUCGUCGACGACGGCUCCCCCGACGGCACCCUCGAAGUCGCCAAACAGCUGCAACAACUCUGGGGCGAGAAACACAUCAACCUGAAGCCGCGCGAGGGCAAGCUCGGCCUAGGCACAGCCUACGUGCACGGUCUGAAGUACGCGACCGGCAACUACGUGAUCAUCAUGGACGCCGACUUCAGCCACCACCCCAAGUUCAUCCCGAUCAUGAUCGACAUCCAGCGCCAGACCGAUGCAGACAUCGUCAGCGGCACGCGCUACGCCAGCCGCGGCGACGUCAAGGGCGGCGUGUACGGCUGGGAUCUGUUCCGCAAGCUGACGUCGCGCGGCGCGAACCUUAUCUCUGAUGUGGUGCUUAUGCCUGGUGUGUCGGAUGUGACGGGGAGCUUCCGGUUGUAUAAGAAGAGUGUGUUGGAGAAGGUUAUCUCCAGUACCCAAAGCAAGGGUUAUAGUUUCCAGAUGGAGAUGAUGGUGCGUGCUAAGGCGAUGGGGUUCAAGGUGGCGGAGUGUCCGAUUACGUUUGUGGAUCGCUUGUAUGGGGAGAGUAAGCUGGGCGGGUCGGAGAUUGUCGAGUAUCUGAAGGGGGUGUUUAAUCUGUGGUUGCGUGUUUGAUUUGCCUUUCUUCUUUCUCACUUUGGUCUUGUUGCAUGUUCGCCCUCCCCCCGAUAACUGGCCCAUAUACUAUACCCGU